This is a messenger RNA of Caenorhabditis remanei, 1272 nucleotides long. RefSeq lists its product as uncharacterized. The record is from RefSeq and is a predicted model, not a curated record. The transcript is spliced from 3 exons. Lineage: Eukaryota; Metazoa; Nematoda; Chromadorea; Rhabditida; Rhabditidae. The coding region runs from base 1 to 1272 and encodes 423 amino acids.
AUGUCUUCUAACAGACCACUGUCCUACCUCAUUUGGGAGAGCGUGCUUCAGAACAUUGACGCUAAUAAACGAUUCUUCUUGUUCCAACAAUGUCCAGCACUCCGCCAGGCGGAAAAUUCUCUCCCAUUAAAAGUUGAUACACUUCUUUUGGAUGGAUCGGUAUUCAGUGUCAAUGAUGCGGUUUAUAAGAUUGGGAUAGUCCGAAAAUAUCAUAAUGACAGUGAAACACCACAUGGCGUCAAAAAAUUAAAUGAGGAAGGAGGAAGUGCAGUGGAAUGUGAUGUGUAUGGAUUUUCGGAACAUCUCCGAAACGAUGGAAUAUUUCUUGGUUUUGUGAAAGAGAAGGCGGAAGAAUUACGAGAAGUGAGGAAGGGAAAAGCGAUUCUUCUUGGUCUUCCUGAUACCCCCGAGAAGUCUAGAAAACUAGAAAUGCUAACAAAAUUUAUCAAUGAAACGGAAGAAGUCAUCUAUCGAGCAAGCUUGAGACAAAACAAGCUCCCGCCACCAUUCAAUCACUAUUUACAAGUUAAAAUCUCGACAAAAUAUGGAUCCCAAGAAGGUGAACGUGUUGGAUACAUCCGAACGAUUUCGGAUGCUAGUGACAGCUUAUUCAAAGCAGUUUUCCAAAAAAGGAGCAACAUUCGGAUUAAAAAAUUAGAGAUCGAAAGUUCAGAAUUGUUAGAGAGAAAUUUAGCAGCUUUGAAUUCAAAUUUGAAAGUGAGAAUUCGCAAUAUGACUAUCAAGUGGGGUGUCUUCAUGGAAAACAUUCAAAACGUGUUGGAUUAUGAGAAUCAUCCCCUUGAGACAAUCGAAAUUUCACGAGACAUCUUUGUCAGACAAGAGAAUAUCCUAUACCACCAGAUAGUGAACUCUGCGCAAAAACUUAUAAUCACUGUGAGUGAAUGGGAUCUCGCAGAGCUAAUAAAUAAGAGAGUUCACGUUCGAAAAACAAGUGAUCUAAAGAAUAAGAUUAUUGCUUUGGUCAACAACUGGCUGGAGAAUGGAAGACCGAUUGGUAGCUGCUUUUCGUUUGAAAUUCACAACAAACUGGAUGCAAAAAACACAAUUAAGGAAAUCGAAGAAGCUCAAAGAAAUAAAAUCCAACUAUAUGUAAAUGAAACGCCAAAGCAAUUUCGGAACUGUUUGGUUCUUUGGAUGACAAUUGACUCGAAUCUGUACAUCUACUUGGAAAAAAGAGAGAAAUCAAAGAUGAAUUGGGAUCUGAAGCUGAAUGUUCUGCCUACUGAAAGUCAAAUUCCUCCGAAUGCAUGA